CACAGGAGGGCAAGAAACUUCAGCACCUCCGAGCUGUCUUUAAAACACACGGUUAUAUCUUAUCUCAGCGUGAGAAUUCCAACAAUUCCAACUUCUGCUACGCAAACUGUGUUUAGAGGAAACUUUCAUGAGUAGGACUACAACUGACUGCAGUAAUGCAAAAAAUAGAAAGUUAAUCAACCUGAAAAUGAGUUCAGCUCUGUCCUCACUGAAGAAAAACAGACGAGCUCCUCUAAUACCAGGAGGACACAAGCAGAGGGAAAGGCAGAUCUAUACAGAAAGACCUUAUGCAGAUGAAGCUGCGCUGCUUACAGAGUUUUUCCCUCAGGCUCAGACAGGACCAGAGGACAAGGACAGCCUUGCCUCUCUGAGGUCAAAGGUCAUGCAGAAGAGGACUCCCAAAGAAGGCUGCCCUCCCAGUGAUUUUGAGCUGAUGUCCAGCAUGGUGCAGAAACUGGGUCAGUUAGAGAGAAAGGUCAAGGCUCAGGCGGUGGACAUAAACAGCAAGGCAAGACGAAUAGCAGUUCUGGAAGAAAAACUUAAGCUACUGCAAGUCGUAAACAAAACAGAAGGCGAGAAGUGCGAGGAAGAAGGACUGGCUGAAAAGUGCCGCCGACUUCAGAACCAAGUGUGGGAAAUGGAGAGGUUUCUGAAUGACUAUGGAAUGAGUUGGGUUGGAGACGGUGAGGAUCACGACCUGACAGAUGAAGCACAGCUAGCAGACUCAGCACACCCACUGUGGAAACCAGGAGCUUCGGUGGUCAGGAGGUUCUCCAUGAACUUUGACCUGGUUCUGCAGAACAUUAUCGACCUGAACAUCCUGGCCGGUGAAGGUCAGUCCUAUGUGACAUCGGUUCCUGGAGGAGCCAAACUGACCCAGCAGAAUCCGGUUCCUCUGUGGCUCUACAAGAACGGCAUUGUGAUGUUCAACGGCCCUUUCCGUUCCUACCACGACCCCAGCACUCAGCGGUGCAUGCAGGACCUGAUGGAUGGAUAUUACCCCUCAGAGCUGCAGGAGAAGUUUCCAGAGGGGGUCGUCUUUCAGGUUUAUGACAGACGGGAGGAGGAGUUCAGGGUGGGACGGGCUCCUGGGUUUCCAGGGAAAGGUCGCACAGUAGGGGGUUCAGAGCAGAAACUGCUGGACCACCGAGAGGAGGACAGAUGCACACAAAGCCAGAGCCUGUUAUCAGGCCGGAAGUUGUCCAUGGAGCAGUUCAUGAAUAAGCUCCCAGAGAGUGUUGUGAAAGGAGGCAAAGUGAUCAAUAUUCGCUCCUCACUGAAAGCCCACCUGCAGGGUUCGGCUGGUGGAGCUCCGAGUCAUUCAGUGAGCGUUAUAGAAACUCCUGCUCUGCAGACUCUGAGAGAGAGGUUGGAGUCCAACGAAGCUGGCUGCUCGGGGGCUGAGGUCACGACCCUGCGAGUGAAGUCUGAGGAUGGAGAGAAAACGUUCAUCCUGAAGAUGCUUUUCUCCGACACCAUCGCUCACCUGCGCCAACACCUGAACGCUCACAGAGGCUCCUCCUGUCCUCCAUAUGACAUCAUCAGCGCUUUCCCUCAGCGUUGCCAUAGCGAUGACACCCAGACUCUCCUGGCCUGUGGUUUGACCCCAAACGCUGCCCUGCUCCUGCGGCCCCGCCCACCACAGACAUCAUCUACCAAUCCCACAUAAAGACGAAUCACAGCUCAGUUAAUAUUUUGCUCAUAUUAAGGAUCUGAUUCACAUAGUGUUAAUACUAUAAUAUACAAUUAUUACAUUUAUUAUGUAAAAAUAAAAGAUUUAUCAUUUAAA
Molecule: messenger RNA, 1789 nt
Organism: Pygocentrus nattereri (red-bellied piranha)
Lineage: Eukaryota; Metazoa; Chordata; Actinopteri; Characiformes; Serrasalmidae
Gene: ubxn11
Product: UBX domain protein 11
Exons: 14
Coding region: 128-1669 (513 amino acids)
Biological process (GO): proteasome-mediated ubiquitin-dependent protein catabolic process
Molecular function (GO): ubiquitin binding
Source: RefSeq, a predicted model, not a curated record